GAUCUUUGUUUUUUCCCUUCAUCUGUGUCUGUAUGACCUAAUCAACAGAUUAGAUGUCAAAUAAACAGUACAGUGGGCCUUAGGAGGAUUUUAAUGGUGGAUAUCCAAUAAAUAUUGUUUUCCUGUGGUGUGGUCCACCUGCGAUUUAUAUCCCUCUCAUUUUUGGUAUUAGAUUCUAAAAUGAUAUUUAAAAAUGGAUGAACAGAAUGGAUGACACACAAACAUCAUGAUGGGGCACACAGAGCACCGACCACCAGCCACCGGGCUGGUGGCAGGGGGAGUAGCCAAUCCGUUUCCCUGAUUCCUGGGUCAGGGCAUCACAAUAGUGGGACCCUCAUGAUGGAUGGAGAGCUUCACCACGACACGUGUGGACCCAGCCUAGCUUCUUUCAUAUAGGAACUAUAGAAGAGAUCCAUGAUCUUGAUUAGCUCACCACAAUGUUUAGUUACUAUCUAUAAAUUAAUAGAUUUCUCUCCUUCUUAUCUAUUAAAUAAUUCUUAAAUUCCCUCUGAUGAAUGCUCAUGUGAUGUUUGCUGAAAUGCCGAAUGAAUCAUUCGUUCUGUUUUAUCUUCCGAAGAUUGUCGUAUUCGUUCUCUUCUCUCGAUCUACCUCGAGAUCUCAGGUCCAAUCCACGAGUCGAAUUCAGCUAGAAAAUCAGCAGCCUGAAAGCUGAUACUUUUGAAGACUGCAAACAAAUAUAGGGACGUCGUCCUAAUCUUCUUAGAAAACCCAAUUGAAUUCAGCCAUCGAUUUGCAACGAAUAGCAAUCCAUCUGAUUUCAACGGCAUGGAGACAGCGAUGGAAGUAGCAGCCCAAGAGCCAAACUCACCGAAAGAUGCAGCUGCCGCCACUCAAUUACUGCCGUCUCCAAGGUUCAAACGCCGCCAUUGGUGGCUCCUGGUGAUUCUUAGCACUAUCUUUCUCCUCUCCGGCCAAUCUGUAGGCACUCUCCUUGGACGGGUCUACUUCAACAAAGGAGGAAAUAGCAAAUGGAUGGAGACACUAGUGCAAUCCGCCGGCUUUCCAAUUCUCAUCCUCCCUCUCAUCCUCUUUCCUUCCUCACCAACCUCUUCCACCAACAAUACCCCACCUUCAUUCACCACCCUUGCAUUCCUCUACACUUCCCUUGGACUUCUCUUCGCCGCGGAUAACAUGUUGUAUUCUUAUGGCCUCUUAUACCUUCCCGUCUCGACGUAUUCACUCAUCUGUGCCUCUCAGCUGGCCUUCAACGUGCUCUUCUCCUACUUCCUCAAUUCACAGAAGCUGACGCCAUUGAUCCUCAAUUCUGUAGUCCUACUCACCUUCUCUUCAUCCCUCAUCGCCGUCCGCGCUGAUUCAAAGGGCCCCAUGAAAACCUCGACGGGGAAGUAUGCAGCUGGAUUCCUAUGCACGUUGGGAGCUUCAGCGGCAUAUUCUCUAUUGCUUUCUCUCACACAACUCUCCUUUGAGAAAAUUCUCAAGAAGGAGAACCUCUCUGUGGUGUUGGAAAUUCAAAUCUACCCAGCUGCUGUGGCCAGUUUGGUUUGUGUGGUGGGCCUCUUCGCCAGUGGUGAGUGGAAGCACUUGGAGGGUGAGAUGGAGGGGUUCAGGACUGGGAGGGUGUCGUAUGUGAUGAAUCUGGCGUGGACCGCGGUGGCUUGGCAGAUCUCUGCCAUUGGUUCUUUGGGGUUGAUUUUUGUGGUGUCAUCUCUCUUUUGCAAUGUCAUUGGCACAGUAGCUUUGCCUAUAACACCAGUUGCUGGUGUGAUCUUGUUCCAUGAGAAAAUGGAUGGAGUGAAGAUUGUAGCUAUGUUUUUGGCUAUUUGGGGAUUCAUUUCUUAUAUCUAUCAGCAAUACGUUGAUGAUUCCGAGUUGAAGGAGACAGCAAGAACAGUUGUCAUUGAAAUCCCUGAUGUGUCAUCCAAGGAGACAGCAAGAGCAGUUGUCAAUGAAAUCCCUGAUGGGUCUGGCUUGAAAGAGGUCAGUCCAUGAGCUUCGUAGUCGUAUGAAUUCCUGGGUUUUGCUUGAAUCCUGGGGUUGCAGUGCAAGAACAAGACAAACAAGCUUCUGAAGAACUUGGAUUUUUACUCUC
Molecule: messenger RNA, 2071 nt
Organism: Magnolia sinica
Lineage: Eukaryota; Viridiplantae; Streptophyta; Magnoliopsida; Magnoliales; Magnoliaceae
Product: probable purine permease 11
Exons: 2
Coding region: 787-1971 (394 amino acids)
Cellular component (GO): membrane
Molecular function (GO): purine nucleoside transmembrane transporter activity
Source: RefSeq, a predicted model, not a curated record